GUCAAUACUCGACAACCGUCGUCACUUACAGUAAUCAGAAAAUUGACCACUUUCUCAAAUAGGUGAAUAAUCAAACAUAUUGUAUUAAAAAUGGCGAAUAUAGAAGAAUUGAAGAAGAAAAUUGUUGAAUUGGAGGCAAAAUUGAAGGUAGCUCAAGGAAAUGUAGGACCAGUCCGAGAGAAAAUCGAUGUAAUGUCAUCGGAAGUGGUCGACUCUAAUCCCUACAGUCGUCUUAUGGCCCUUAAGCGAAUGGGUAUAGUUGAUAACUAUGAAAAGAUCAGGGAGCUAUCAGUAGCUGUGGUCGGUGUUGGAGGUGUUGGCAGUGUCACUGCAGAGAUGCUUACCAGAUGCGGUAUUGGCAAGUUAAUACUAUUUGACUACGACAAAGUGGAACUGGCAAAUAUGAACCGCCUGUUCUUCCAGCCCCACCAAGCUGGGCUCAGCAAAGUAGAUGCUGCUGCUGGAACUCUUCAAUCCAUCAAUCCAGACGUAGCUAUUGAUGCAUAUAACUAUAAUAUAACAACAGUUGACAACUUUCAAAAGUUCUGUGACACUAUCAGUUCAGGCAGCUUAACCGGUGGCCCUGUAGAUCUGGUUCUGAGCUGUGUUGACAACUUUGAGGCUCGUAUGGCUAUCAACACGGCAUGCAAUGAAUUAAAUCAGCGCUGGUUUGAGUCUGGUGUUAGUGAAAAUGCUGUCUCAGGUCACAUACAGUUCAUCAUACCUGGAGAAACUGCAUGCUUUGCAUGUGCUCCACCUCUCGUGGUGGCUUCCAAGAUUGAUGAGAAGACACUGAAGAGGGAAGGUGUCUGUGCAGCGAGCUUGCCAACCACAAUGGGUAUUGUUGCAGGCUUUCUAGUUCAAAAUACAUUGAAGUAUUUGCUAAAUUUUGGAAAUGUCAGUCAUUAUUUGGGAUAUUCCGCACUGACUGAUUUCUUCCCUACGAUGGCUUUGAAGCCGAACCCGCAGUGCGACGACUCCUUCUGCCGCCAGCGUCAGGCUGAGUUUAAAGCCAAGCCCGUGGUGGAGCUGGCCACCGAAGUGAAAGAGGAUUCAACUCCGAUCCACGCCGACAACGAGUGGGGUAUAAGCCUAGUUGAUGAGAACACUCCCGAGGAAGAAGCAUCUAAUUUAAAGCUCGUCGACGGUGUUCAGGUAGCCUACAGCAUACCCGUGGACAACAGCACGCCGGAGACCAGCUCCGGGGGAGCCGUGGCCGCCUCCGAGCUGUCCCUGGAAGAGCUGAUGCAGCAGAUGAAGUCCAUGUGAACGCUCGGUGUGCUUGUAUAGAGAGAUAGCCAUAUCGCCGUAGGAGUUAUAUAGUGUUUUGCUUUGUGGCAGACCGUGGACAUCUGCGUAGCCAGGCUAUUUUGCUACUCUUGUUGAUUUGAGGGACAUAUCAUGUGCAAUACUUAUAAAACAUAUGUUUUUUUUUUUUUCUAAAUUCUUAUUAAUUAUGAUAUUGUGGUGUGCAUGAGUGUGACGUAAUUCUUCUAUUUUUAUAUAAUUUCCAAGCAAUUUUUACAUUGAAACCUUUUUCAAGGGGGAGAAUGAUGGGACCCUCGCACCCCUGGCUACGCUGAUGUGAUUCAAAUAUAUAUUGAAUUCAGAAAUGUUCACAGCGAUGUUGUAACUUUAUUAAUGUUCAAAUUUAUCAGUUGACCCUAAGUGUGGGGUAACCUGAAAUAAAUAUAUAAUAAUUGAAAUAUACAGCCAAAAUGAAAUUAAUAUGUUAAUCCGAUUUAGCUGAACUCGCGCGCUUUAUCGGUGCAUGUCUGAAAGUCUAGUUUAAAAGAUUUAUAUAAAUAUGUAAAGUUUAUGAAAUUCAUCAUUCAGUACAUAUCGCCCAUUUACAUUUUAUAUUUACUUAACAGUGUCAUAUUGUUGAAUAACUGAUGUAUUAAAGAAGUCUAUUGCUAAGGUUCAGGAUGUGAUUAUAAUUUCUGCUAUCUUCUAAGUUUCAUAUUCCAAUACAAACUACGUAAGCGAGGGUUUGAUGACGUCACGAGCGGUAUAACUUAAGUUACGUUUACAUUAAAAAGCCGGUUUAUCGAUAUAGGUUCUAAAUCGAGGCGGACUAAGCUUGUUCUUUCAUAAGUCUCGAAUGUAUUUAUUAUUCAUACAAGCAACACCACGGGCAAACUUCUGUCAAGUGCUAUAUAUACUAAAACAUUCUCCGUUAUAUAUUUUGGUUUAGUAAUCUUUUCUUUCGUUUAAAAUUAAAGAAAACAUCGUACUUCUUUUUUUUUUUUAAUAUAUUGUGUAUUUAAAACGAUUUUUGAUCUUUUGUAUUUUGGUAUAGGCGGUGGUGCUAAUGUAUAUUUAUUUAUUUAUCAAAAUAGUUAACAAAAUUUGAAAAAAAAUGCGAUAAGCAUUAUAUUUAAGAACAUAUUAUUUAUUAGUGAAUUGUAUUUUUCGUAUGUAAUGUAAAUUUAUUUAGUUAUAGUAGAUUGUUAUUCAUAAAAGAUGUGUCACAAAAUUUGUGCUUUUCGAAACAGAGGUUUUUUUUUUACGUUCCGUUAUAUUUUUUGAAUAUAAAUAUAUUAAUAAUAUAUGCAUUUAAUGACGUCACGUUACUAGCCAAGAUAGUACCUUAACGGAGCGCCGCUCUUAAAUGGUAAGAUUAAAACGUCACAACGCAUAUUUUUUUAUGAUAAUUGUAUAAAUUCAUGACAAAGAACAUUCCGACGAAAUUUAUUGUUUAAAAGUAUCACCUGAGCGAUAGUUCGUAAAUGUAAUUAUAUUUUUACAUGUUUUAAAUUUUAUAACGUAUUUAUUGUACUGUUGCUAGUGCUAAGCGAAUGGAUAUCAUUUUGUUUAACAUUAAAUGAUUUUUAUAAUAUAAUUAAUUAAAUGUCUUCAGCGAGCA
Messenger RNA from Vanessa atalanta (red admiral), 2869 nucleotides. RefSeq names its product ubiquitin-like modifier-activating enzyme 5 (gene Uba5). Gene Ontology annotation, molecular function: UFM1 activating enzyme activity. The transcript has 9 exons. The coding region runs from base 91 to 1269 and encodes 392 amino acids. Gene Ontology annotation, cellular component: cytosol; cytoplasm. The record is from RefSeq and is a predicted model, not a curated record. Gene Ontology annotation, biological process: protein ufmylation. NCBI's taxonomy places the organism in Eukaryota, Metazoa, Arthropoda, Insecta, Lepidoptera, Nymphalidae.